UCUUUGUAGCCAUAGAACAACGACCCUUAUAAAACAACGCAUCUGCUUACUACACUGCUUCACCCAUUGUUUCAUCCAAACACAGAGAAAAACUCAAAUUUUAAUUUUAAUAUUUUCAAACAAACAAUCAAAAUGUUCGGAGUGGUUUUCCCAAACCGUAGUUUCCCAAUGGACAUUUCAACCUUCGCUCAAAUCGACACUUUCCAUUGGAUCCUCGACAUGAACACAUUCGUCGGUGAAGCGUACGAUCAAGUCACCGAAAUCUGCAUCUUCCUCCUCAACAGCUUCACACUCCCACCAGACAAAGCUCUCGCCGUCUACGUCCAAUCGCCGGGAUCGCCGUUCGUUUUCUGCGGCGCCGUCACCAUCGCUCGUCCCUCCGCCGUGUUAUCUCUCUCAUGGCCGGAGCCUGGUUCCGGUAGCUUACAGCCGCAAUUGACGGCGGACGCUCAACAGCUUUCGGCGAAAAUCGGUGUUUCCGUGGAGGAUCUGGCGUCGUUGCCGUCGCUUGAUGUUGUAGGUGAGAAGAGGAUUGAACGGUUGGCGAUGAAAGUUGGUGAGAAUUUGUUUAAUUUUAUGCAAUCUUUUUGUGGCGUGGAUGGAUCGAAGUUGAUUGUUCCGAUGGAUAUUUUGGAUCGGUGGUUUAAGAAAUUUCAAGAGAAGGCUAAGCGUGAUCCUGAAUACUUGAAGGGUUUCGCUUUGUAAGUUAUAUGAAUUUUUUUUUUGUUAAUUUAUUAGUUGUAACUUUUUUAGUUAUAAAAUGGAAAUUAUGAUUGUGGAAAGAAAUGGUUCCUCUUGUGUU
Molecule: messenger RNA, 802 nt
Organism: Lathyrus oleraceus (garden pea)
Lineage: Eukaryota; Viridiplantae; Streptophyta; Magnoliopsida; Fabales; Fabaceae
Product: protein OPI10 homolog
Exons: 2
Coding region: 133-705 (190 amino acids)
Biological process (GO): protein import into nucleus
Cellular component (GO): nucleus; cytosol
Molecular function (GO): nuclear import signal receptor activity
Source: RefSeq, a predicted model, not a curated record